AUAAUAAUAAACUGAACAAAGAGAAAUUAUGUAAUAUUAUUGUAGUUAGGUAAAUCAUGAGUGGACAUAUACAAAAACAACUCACUAGGAGUCUUGAACGAAUACUUGAAGAGGCUCACCAUAGUGGCGAACUCAAGUUGAGUGGUCGAAAGCUGAAAGACUUUCCAAAAGUAGGCAAAGCUCUUGGUUCUAUUAAAUAUAAUCUUAAAGACACUGUAUUAGCAGACCUGUCGAAAAAUCGUUUUAUGGAAUUACCAGAAGAAAUAACAGAGUUUCCUUUCCUUGAAAAACUACAUCUAUAUCAUAAUGCAAUAAAAGUAAUACCAGAAACGGUAACGAUGCUCCAGUCGUUAAGCUAUCUUGAUCUCAGUCGUAAUCAAAUGACAACAUUACCACGAGAAAUUUGUCAACUACCUUUGCAGACCCUUUUGGUCUCCCACAACAGGCUUGUUUCGUUGCCAGAAGAAUUGGGAAGAAUGUCAGCUCUUGCAGAGCUUGACGCUGGUUGUAAUGAAAUAACGAGUCUGCGCUUACGUGUGGGCGAUCUUCCUCGACUCCGAUGUCUUAAUCUUCGUAGUAAUUUUUUAGUGUACAUUCCUAUUGAAUUGACAUACUUAAAACUGGUAAAACUCGAUAUUAGUGGAAAUCGAAUAUCUAUUUUACCUAAUGAACUUAGAAAAAUGAAGAGUUUGGUGGACCUUCAACUUUUAGAUAAUCCAUUGACUUCACCACCUGCAACGUUGUGUACACGCGGACGAACACACAUUUUUAAGUACCUGGAGAGACAAGCAGUAAAACAUGAACGAACUCGAAGUGGGCGCAUAAGACGAAGUCCUUUUGAAACAAGAGGGCAUGCAACAUUAGGUACGCGCUCACAUCGGCGAUGUAAUAUUGACAGUGGUUAUAAUACAAGCGAUGUGUUUGAUAAACGUUGGUCUCAAGAAUUUAAUAAUAUGACUCACGGUUGUGAAGUUCAUGGUAUUUUUCAAAAAGAAUGUUUACCACUUUCUAUUACUCUUUCACAUGAAACUGAGAUUAAUGGUCCUUGUAGUGGUACUUCAACACCUAGUACAAUAUCUCCUGGAGAAAAUUCAUCUUUAGAAGAUGACUUAGGAAAGACCAUAUUUCAAGAUCAGAUGGGAAAAAAAAAAUUAGAACAAGGUAUUUCUGAAGAUGGAAGUGAUUUUGAAAAAUCUUUAUUAACAAUUCAUCAAAUAUCAAUAACACCUAUAAGUCAGGUGGAAACUUCAAGAUUAGAAACUCCAGAACAAAGUACUUCGAUCAAAACUAUAUCACAAAUUCAACGAUCAUUACCACUUGUUAAUGGGGAAAAAAGAAGGACCCUGAAUCAUAUUCAGACAUACAAAGAAUAUAAAGAAGCCUUAAGACAACAAAGAGUAAAUGAAGGUCUAAAUGUAUAUAAAUCUAAGGAACAAAUAACACAAUAUGGUAGUCGUGCUCAAAGUGAUGGAACGUAUUCAUCUAGUACUAUUGUCUUAUCUGGUAAACAAAUUUUCAAUGAAGAGAAUGCAAAUAAAAGGCCAGUACAUAAAGUAACUCCCUCUCGAAUUAAUUUUCCAAAUAAUACCAAUAUUAAUGGUAAUCAAAGUGAAAAUUAUGAAACACUAUAUAAUAAACCAUGUGCACCAAUAAAAAAAUCCAGCAGUAUUUUAUUUGGAAAUGUAAAUUCUGACUGUGUACCGAAGUUUGUGAAAGCAACAGUGGGACAUGUGGAAAGCGUAAAUAGAAAUUAUCCCAGUUCGAAUUCUUGUAAUAUUACUUGGAAUAUAAAUUCUUCCGAAAAGUAUUCAUUUACUAUGAAAAGGGAAUUUGAGCGUGCCAAGGAAGAAGCUGAUUUAAUUAAACAAUUACGAAAUCAAAUAGAAACAAGAUUAAAAAUGGCUCUUCCUGAAAAUUUGGCUCCUGCAUUAGCAGAUGGUGUAGUUCUUUGUCAUUUAGCAAAUCAUGUUAGACCUCGAUCAGUAGCAAGUAUUCAUGUACCAUCACCAGCAGUUCCUAAACUUACAAUGGCAAGAUGUAGAAGAAACGUAGAUAAUUUCUUAGAAGCUUGCAGACAAAUUGGUGUCAAUGGGGAGGUGUUAAUGGAUGCGGAUGCAAUCAUGGAUGUGGGUUAUAUGGAAAUUUAUGGGCUGGAAGCACUUGGUCGUAUCGUUUCCGCAUUAAUUCUUAAUACAGAAGAUAAUUUUCAAGAACUGAAUGCAGGUUCAAUACGAAUGAUUGAAGAUCACACUCUUUGUAUAGUGCUUUUUACUACAUUCAUUUCCACUUUGAUUCUGCUGUAUUUCUAUCCAAUUCCUGAUUAAAAGAAGUUUAAAAAUAGUAUAUAAAAACCAGUUUUAUAUCUAAAAUAAAAAUAAAAUAAAUUAUAAAUAUUGAUGACUAACCCGAAAUCAAGCUGGAGAUGAAUAUUCAAUUGUAAUCUAAUGUGCUGUGCUAGCGAUAUUCUUGAAGGAGGUCGUGGUGUCGUUCGAGUCGCUAUUACAGUUGCUGAA
This is a messenger RNA of Ceratosolen solmsi marchali, 2513 nucleotides long. It is a transcript of the gene Lrch, whose product is annotated as Leucine-rich-repeats and calponin homology domain protein. The transcript is spliced from 14 exons. Bases 57 to 2324 code for a protein of 755 amino acids. Gene Ontology annotation, molecular function: protein binding. Lineage: Eukaryota; Metazoa; Arthropoda; Insecta; Hymenoptera; Agaonidae. Gene Ontology annotation, cellular component: cytoplasm. The record is from RefSeq and is a predicted model, not a curated record.